AUGUAUCAAGCAGAGAUCGAGCCAAUCUUAAAGGUCGUUUUAGGCAAAGAAGAAGUCCCUCUCAAGAAUUAUAGAUCAAGAAAAAAACUAUUAGACCAAUGACUAGUAGAAGUUCAGCAAACACGAAGAUAUACAAUUUUUAAUAAAUAUGCCAUAAUCUAGUCUAAAAAUGGCUUGAAUUUCUCACUAGACAAUUCAUUAAAAAAAACCACACACUUAUCCGAAAAUCGAAGAAAUGAUAGCAGCAAACACAUGCGACGAAGAAUUUGCUAGGCUUUACCUAACAUGAAUCACCCAGCUAAACGAAAACCCUAAAUGUGGAAUCCCAGCCCCCGAAAAGCCGAAAAAGCCAUUUUCAGAAAACCCGAGAUCUCCUUACAUAAUACACAAAUUCAUUAAAAUUUUUGAAUCCAGAGACAAUGAAUAUAUGAAAGCAGGGAUGGUCAAAAUGCUUUUCCAUAAGCACGAAGAAACAACCCGAACCAAUGAAGCUGUCUUACGUGUAAAAAUUUAUUACCUGCAUUGCGCAAGACUUGUUGAAUGCUAUAAGAAAAGAGUGUGAAUGGAAAAUUUCUGUAAAGCCCAGCAGCUACACAAGUUUCAUCAGCAGGCACUUUUGGAGCCUUUAAAGCAAAAUCAUGAGGAAAUGAAAGAAAAAAGGAAAAAAUCAUUUUUAUCGAAUAUUUUGAAUGCUUAUUAUAAGCGAGCUAUGUUUACUUAUUUUAAUGCGUUUGCAUCGAAGUGUAUUAAAAGGAAAAAUAAGGCGAUUUUGUUUAAGUCAAUGCUUGUGAAAAAUUAUUUAACUCUGCCUCCUUUAAAUUGGAACAAAAGAUAGGUAUUUUAUCCAUUUUUUGGUGCUUUAAUCCCCAUUUAAAUUGAAACAAUUUUUUUCAAUGAGAAAAGUAUUAUGGGCGAAAACUAAUUUUAAUAAAAUUAAUUUCGACCGAAUUUAAUAGACAAAUUCAAGUAGAAUAUUAUUUAAACAGUUUUGUAUGCUAAAUGAUUAAGUUUUAGAAUUAAUUCUUAAUAAAAUAAAUUAAAAUUCAAAAAUAUAGCUUUCAAUUUAUAUUUUUUGAUUUUUUAGAAAAUUUUAUAAAUUUUUUUACAGAAAAAAUUUAAUAUAAAUUUUCUAAUAAAAAUUUAGUCCCCUUUAAAUUGGAACAGGAUUUUUGCUCUUAUUUAAAGAGAGUUAAGAGAAAAAUUCAAAAAUUUUCAAUUAUAUAAAUUGCAAGCUCUUGAGCAUAAAUCAGCUGACUCCCCCCCCUUUAAAUUGAAACAAAAUAUAGGUAAAAUUCCUACUUUUUUGGGAAAUUACCCCCCCUUUAAAUUGAAACAAAAUUUUAUUAUAUUAGAAAAUUUUAUAGGUAAAAAUCAUUAUUUUAUAUGUAAAUACGUUAAUACCCUAUUUAAUAUGCUUCAAAAAUAUAAGAUUUAGAAAUUAAACUCUAUUUUGUCCAAUUGUUAUGGGGAGAGUUAGAAGAAUACCAUUUCAGUAAGUUUACACUUUGAGAUUGAGAAAUUUAUGAAUUAAUUUUUCAUGAAAUUAUAAAAUUUUAUCUCUGAAAAAAAUUUUAUAUAUAAAUUUUUUUAUAAAAAAAUUUUCUUAACCCCCCUUUAAAUUGAAACAAAAUUUUUUGUUUCAAUUUAAAGGGGGGGGGAGUGAGCAAAUUAAGGAAAUUGAUAAGAAAAAUACAGAAAAGGUAGCGAGAAUUGAAAAAGAUAAUGAGCAAAAAAGAAAAUUAGAACUGAUAAGUAUGUUGAAAAUGGGGAUUAAUAAAAGAAUAGCUGAAGCAAUAUUUUUAUGAAAAAAUUAUGUUAGUGAGCAAAAAUUAAACAGAUCUAAAGACGCAAAAAUUAUAAGGGAAUGGCGUAAUAUUGCAAGAAAAUAUACAAAAAACGGUAUUAUAGCUGCAAUAAAAGCAGUAUCAAACCAUAAAUCCAGCGAAAAUAAUAAAAAUGAGACAAUAAUACGGGCUUUAUAUUGCUGCAUCCAGCAGCAUAGGCUAGUUCUAUCCAAAGCUAUAUCAAAAUGAUCAAGAAAUAUAAAAGAUCAAGAAAACCACACAAAAACCACAGAAAAUAAAAUUUUAGAUUCAAAUAAUAAAGACUUAAAAAAACAAGUAAAAAGCUUAAACGAUGAAAUGAUAGGAUCUAAGCUGAGCCUCUCACAAAAAAUAAACGAUCUUAUGUCCCAGAACCUAGAAAAAGAAAAAAUUCAAUCCGAGCUACAAAAAGAAGUCCAAUCCCUUUUAUUAGAAAACCAGCAUAAAGAUGAAGAGCAUAAACAAAUAGUUUCCCAACAAACAGUCCAAGCUUUUAAACUUCUUUUAAUGAGAAGGCAAAUGCUAUUUUCCUCUGCAUUUUCUAAAUGGAAAUUUGAGACUAUAAAAUGAAAAAUGCAGGUGGAAAACCAAAAUAAGGCAAAACUAGACAAAAAUAAUUUUGCAUUUUUACAGAAAUGGCAUAGUAUGAGUGCAAAAAGGUGGACAAAAAUUAUGAGUUCUGCUAUACACCAGCUUCAAGCUAAUUCUAGGCUGAUUGCUCAUAACAGGCUAUUAUGAAAUAGGCUGAUUUCUAGGAUGUGUGAAUUUGAUAAUAAUAGACAGAAGAAAUAUAUAAGAAAAUGAAAUGAAAAAGUAAAGGAAAGCCAAAUGAGGACGAAAUUCUUUUUUGUUAGCAAAGCUCUAGAAAGAAGAUAUAUUGACAUGAGUGCAACUUUUAAAAAAUUUAAGACACUUUUAGAAGCUCAACACAAAAUUCAGCAUAUAAACCAGAAAAAUAAAAUAGAAUUAUUAAUCCGCGCAUACUGUAAAGGAAUGAAUAUCAACUAUUAUAAAUUUUUCUCAAAGUUUAAACUUCAGCUACAAAAAAAACACAAAAAAGAAUCCCUGCUAUUAAGAGCAUUAUUACAUGGAGAAAAAACACAAAAAUUAGCCUUAUCAAAAGCAGUUGAAAAGCUAAAAUAUAAUGUUUUAGAAAAGAAAAAAUCAGAUUUGUUAAAAAUACAAGCAAAAAAACAAGCAAGGAUGGAUGAAGAAGAAAAAAAAGCAAAAAAAUCAUUGCUUGAAAAACGAAAAAUGGAGUCUUUAAAGCAUCUUUUAGUAAAAGUGAAAUUUAGCAUGAAAAAAGCAUUUGACGCUUUAGCUUAUGAAACCAAAAAACAAAUUGCUGUAGAAAAGGUAGAGAAAAAGCUAGAUGUUCAAAGCCGGCGAAUAAAAUAUAUACAAAAAUGGAUGGAUUUAGCAGAAUUCAGAAAAAAUUCGGUGAAAUAUUUUUUUGGCAAAUAUAAAUUUAUUGCUACACAAUUUUCAAAUAAAGUAAAAAAAGAUGAAAAAAUGGUAAGAAAUGUCCUCGGGAAACUCAAUAAAUUAGUAGAAAAUAAAAGAUUAAAAGAAAUUGGAAAAAAAGUUAUGAGAAGAGGAGCAGAACAAAUUUCAGAAUUAAUUACAAAUUCGUUUAAAAAAUGGAAAAAUAAUUCGAAGGCAGUUUCUGAAGAAAAAAUACUUGAAGAAGUUUUAAUAGAACCAGAAGAAUUGCAGCCUCAAAGGGCUACCAAAAUAAGCCACCCAUCUCAAAAGCAAAUGCAUAAGCUAGGCAGGUCUAAUGACAAAUCACAAAAGCAAAAAGAAUUAAUUUUAAGAAGAAUUGUUUCAGUAAGAUCAAAACUUGACAAUAAAUCCAAAAUAAUUGAAAAAUUAGACACUAGCUUUGAAAACUCCUUAUGUGAUCUUCAGCAAAAAAUAUGGCUGAAAGCGACAGCUUUAUCUUUACUCCCAAAAGACCUCCAAAAAAACUCUGGAAAUGCUGAGCUAGAAAAAAAAUUUUACAUAAAUGUCAUUGACCAGCUUAAGAUAAGAUUAAAUGAGUUAACUCGCAAAAUAAAUUUUACAAGGCAAGAAAUUAAUGAACUUCAACAGAGGAAAAAUGAACUCCCGGAUUUAUUAGUGAGCACAAGAGGAGAAUGCGAAGUAGCUGAUGAAAAAAUUGAAAAACUGAAAGCAAGUAUACAAUAUUUGAAAAAACCAAAAAUAGAUUGGAAAGAUAUUCUUAUAGAUCAUGAAUAAUUCAAAUUUAAAUUAAUAUUUAUUUUUUAUUGUAUUAAUAUAGCUAAGAGUAGUAAUGAUACAAAUAAAAGUCUAUCUCCUAUCAAGUUAAAGCUUGAAAAUGAUAUUGUACUUACUCAUAUUUUUAUUUUAAAUUAGCAUUUAGAAAAAAUAAUUUUUAGUGCCAGAGCUUAUCGCUUAAUUUGUUCAUAUCAAAAAUUUUAUAUAUACCAAAAUGUGGGAAAAAAAUUUCAGAAUCAGUAUAAUGUCAUUGCCAAUGAAAAACCAAAAAAGCUUGAAAGUCGAUUCAGCAAGCCAAUCACAAAACAAACUGCAGACUUAAAUACACAACGACAAAUCAGCUUAUUCGAGUUUGCAAUAAUCAGCUUCAUUAUAGGCUUUUCACUUAGCUGACUACUAGGUUUUCAUUUAAUUCCUCAUAGCUAA
This is a messenger RNA of Blepharisma stoltei, 4490 nucleotides long. Lineage: Eukaryota; Ciliophora; Heterotrichea; Heterotrichida; Blepharismidae. The record is from the annotation of a GenBank genome assembly.